AUGCAAUUAAAACAAUUAGGUAGGAGCAAUAUGUGCUACUUGUAAGAGCAUAAAGAAUUUGAUAUGCGCAUAAAGUAUUUGUGUGUAGAUAGCCAAUGCACUCUAUAGUUCAGAGCAAUGUGUACAGAUUGUUAUAAUAAGUUGCAUUAAGGACAUCGCGUAAUUGAUUUGAUUGAAGCAGAAAGGUUGGCGUAUCAGCAAAAUUAAGAACAUUUGGCUUAAUUUAAGACACAUAUAACUAAAUUGAAUGAAAUUCUAUAACACAGUAUAAAGACUAUCAAAACUCACAUCAAAAGAUUGUAAAAUCAAUUCAAACUCCUCAUUGAAUAAGAGUUGGAAAAAUUACAUCAAUAUCAUCUUUAACCUCCUAAUGAUUUAAAUGAAUUUGCUGAAUAACUAUUACAUCAUUAGAAUAUUAUUUCAACAACAUCCAUGUAAGUUUUAACUAAAGGAGUCAAAUCGUUGUUGUUGAAAUCUUAUUUUUUAACUUCAGAUAUUACGGUUUUUACAUUCAAAGAUUAUAUCAGUCUUUCAGAUGAUUCAUUAGUUUAAAUCAAAAGGUUUGAUCUAGUACAAAAAGUACUAUUAGAUCAAAUUACCUUCAAAACUAAUUCCACUGAAGCACUUUAAAUAUUCAAUAGUCAUCCUAAAAAAAUUAAAUGUCCAGGACUUGUUCAUAUCUAUUCCCUCGAUAUUAAAUAAGAUGGCACUCUAAUUGCAGUAGGAGGUCAUCCUGAUACCCUCCUCUUAAUUGAUCCAAUUUCUGGACUAAUUGUAAAAUCCUUUAAAACAACAUUCUUAGAAAUUUUUGCUAUAAAAUUCUCUUCAGAUGGAGUAAGAUUAGCUGUAGCUGGUUCUUGUCCAUAUGAAGUGUAUGUUUGGAAUUGUAAUGAUUUUGAAUAAAGUCCAAUAAUCUUAAAAGCAUAACAACUUAACUAAAUAAAUAGAUUAGAUUUUAUAUCCAAAUAUUUAUAUACAGUUAGUGAUGAUUAUAAACUUCGAGUUUGGAAAUUAAAAAAGAAUGGAAUCAAGAAUUAUAAAGAAUAUAUAGGACAUUGGGAUAGUAUAUAUGGUUUAGCAGUAAAUAACAAACAUGUUGCAUCCACAGGAAAAGAUAAAACUUUGAUUGUUUGGUUCAAAGGUAAAAUCUUAAAAUAAUGGAUGGCUCAUGAUGCUGAAUAUGGUGGAUAUUGUGUUGAAUAUUCUUUAGAUGGAAAAUUACUUAUAUCUACUGGUUAUGAUAAAAAAAUUAAAUUAUGGAAUACACAACAUGAUUAUACAUUGAUUAAACAAUUUUCAUCUCAUGAAUAACCCAUAUGGACAUUAGGUCUCUUAAUGAAUACAGAAUUACUUGCAACUGCUAGUUGGGACAAUACAAUCAAAAUUUGGGAUAUUUAAACUGGAAAAUGUAUAUACACUUUAGAGAAUCAUUUUCAUUCAUCUCCAUGUAUUAAUGUCAAGUGUUAUCCUUUAUAAUUCUUGGCCACAAAUGAGGAAGGACUUAUUCUAAUAUGGAAUCUGUGA
This is a messenger RNA of Paramecium sonneborni, 1524 nucleotides long. Lineage: Eukaryota; Ciliophora; Oligohymenophorea; Peniculida; Parameciidae. The record is from the annotation of a GenBank genome assembly.